AUGAGACGCAAACAAGCCUGCAGGGGAAGGGGAAGGCCACGAAAGAAACCCAAUGUGGUCAGUGAGAGAGUAGUAAGUGAGAGAAUGGUUAAUGAGAAAUUGGUCAAUGAGAAAGAAGUAGCAUUCUUGAAUUUUGUGAGUCAAAAUGUUGAAGAAGGAAAUGAUAUUGGGUGGAAUCAAUCUGAUAACGAAGACCAUAAUGAUGAGGAAUUUGACCCUGAAAUGGAGAUUGAUUCAGGUAAUUCUUCUUCUUCUUCAAUGGGGAGUGACUGGUUGUACGGGGAUCAAAAUGUGAGCUCCAUGGAUAGGACUGUGCAGAGAUUGCUUAGGAAGUAUGGUGAAGUGAAUCUCCAGAUGGAAAACUCAUCCAAGAAGAUUGACGGUGCACAAACUAAGACAUUGCAAGUCUUUCGUUCUUGGAGUAGAUUCCAGAAUGAGCAAGAGGCGCCUUCGCAUGAUCCUUGCUGUAACAAAAAAGAAUUAAGCGCUUCUCUUGCGGUUAUUAAGAGGGUUAUGAAAAUGGAUGCAGCUGUACCUUUCAACAUUCCUGUGGAUCCAAUUGCUCUGAGAUUACCUGAUUACUUUGAUGUCAUAGAUACACCAAUGGAUUUUGGAACAAUAUGCAACCAUCUUGAAAAUGGUACUAAGUACAUGAACUCGGAGGAUGUAUUCAAGGACGUCCAAUACAUUUGGAAGAACUGCUACAACUAUUACAAUGAGGGUAACUUUGUUUUGGACCUUAUGAAAAGGGUGGAGGCGAAGUUCAUGACGUAUUGGAUAGCUGCUGGUCUGUCCAGUAAAGAACCAGGGACAAGUAGCAUUUUAAGAAGCUCAAAUGUGGGGAAAAGGAGGACACGAGGGCCCACCCGUAACCUUAAACUAGCUCAAAUUCCGAUUGGGGAAAGAUUUGAAAUCAGCUGGAGAAACCGGAGAGCUGUAGGUGAUAGCUCCACAAUUUUCAAAUCAGAGUGUACAGCCCUGGUUAGGCAAACCCGGGAGCUACCCCUGCAGAAGCGUUUCAAAGUUGAAGAUCACAUGACAUGGGUAUUGGAUCAGAUUCAUAGAUCCUACCACAAUUAUCGGCAUUACCUCAAGAAGAUAUGGUAUGAAACAUGUGAGACAACUGAGGAAGCACGGAAAAAAAUACCACCAAAUGUUGCGGAGGAUGAUUGGCAGUAUCUUAUAAACAUGUGGAGCUCACCUGAAUGGGAGUCAAUUAGUAAGAAAAAUGUGGAGAAUCGUUCCAAAAAUAACAUAAUCCACACAUCUGGUUCCAAGAGUUUCUCACAAAUCCGCGAGGAAGAGAGAAAGAAGACUGGAAAUGACCCUGGACGUACAUUUCUAUGGGAACUUACCCACGUGCGGCCUGAUGGACUAGCUGCAAAUCCAGCUUCACAGGAGGCAUUGUCAAAGCUCAAGAAACUUUAUACUCAAAUGUCUGUGGAGAACUCACAGAUGACUGAAGACGAGAUUUUUGUAAAGGUUUUUGGACCUGAGCGUUCGAGUCGGGUGCGUGGUUAUGGAAAUGGUGUAACCCCAAAAGAGUUAUGGGGCCCAUCAUCUUCAUCAUCAUCUACUGUUAGUGAGCUCAGAAGGCAACUUGAGGAAUCAAAGCAGCGACAAGAGGAGUCUGAACAAAGAAGUGCUGCUGAGGUACAGGGCUUGAAAGAGCAACUUGGUCGGGUUGAGGGUUUGCUAUCAGUUCAAAUGAAUCGGUUUGAAGGUUUACUAGUACAGUUGAUGAGUCAUAUGCACUCCCCGGCCCAAAUUGAGAGACGUUCUGAAAAUCCACCCUCCCGAAAUGGUAUGCAUCUUUGA
Messenger RNA from Prunus armeniaca (apricot), 1818 nucleotides. The record is from the annotation of a GenBank genome assembly. Lineage: Eukaryota; Viridiplantae; Streptophyta; Magnoliopsida; Rosales; Rosaceae.